UGACAGUGCCAACAAAGCAAUUAAGACACAAAUCCUAAAAAAUAGAGACAUUUUGAAACACUUACUUACAAGCUAACAUAAUACAGAUAUAUAGCAAUAUUCGGCGACUAGUUGGAAACCCCAGGUUGUACAUUGGAGGGUCUUAUCUGCGCGGAAACUGAUAGACUUACAGCAUAUAAUUUUGUAAAAAUGGCGUUGAAAUCGUUUACAGCAUGGUGGCUGUAUAUUUUUAUGAUAGCGCGGUUCUUGAUGACCGUUCAAGCACAGCCAAAAGGUUUCGCCUCCGAGGAAACCACAGGCCUCCGAUUGACUGAGCAAGCUGAAAAAGUGGAUGAGGCUGAGCAUGCGCACCGUCUGAAGAGACAACUGAUCCAAAAGGUUUUGUUGUACAACAUAAUCUACGUCGUUGACUCGUCCUCGUCAAUGAAGGAUGUAGACUUCCGGCAUGCAAUCGAGGCAAUAAGACUGUUAACUGCUAAGGCGAGACCGAAUACAAGAUAUGCAGCGGUGAUUUUCGCUACACACGCGCAAGUCAUAUCGACGUUUACAACACCAGCUGAAAUAGUGAGGAAGCUGAGAGCCGUGAAGAGACUGAGAGGAGGAACGAAUAGCUAUGCAGCUUUGAAGGCAUGUAGUGAACUUCUGAGAAAUUCUAGUUCUGGUCUCAAUCCCAAGGCACUCAAUAGAAUCGUCAUGAUCACAGACGGUCUCUUUAACAUGAAUAAGUUGGACUCAAUCAAACAAGCUUUUCAGCUCAAACUGAACGACACAGAUAUUUUUGUGAUCGCUGUAGGCCGAUACCUCUACGGUGCUCCGGCGAUAUCCUCCCUAGCAAGCACACAGGAAUCCCACGUGUUCAGGGUGAAAUCGAUGAAGGGGUUGGUUGACGUCAUCAAAUGGAAUCCCUACACAAACCCAUGGGGAUAAAGCACCUCUAGAGCCGUGAUGAUAGAUUACUUAAGGAAUAGACCCUGCUCGAGUUCCAAAUUACCGCUGUGUUUCUCGAUUACAGACUCAUUUGCUCAGGCUUAGCCUCGAAUCAGUGUCUAAUUACUCGCAAAU
This is a messenger RNA of Actinia tenebrosa (Australian red waratah sea anemone), 1062 nucleotides long. Its product is annotated as complement factor B. NCBI's taxonomy places the organism in Eukaryota, Metazoa, Cnidaria, Anthozoa, Actiniaria, Actiniidae. The record is from RefSeq and is a predicted model, not a curated record.